CUGAUGGGUGUCCCGUGGCUGAUGGGGGCAGGAGUACAGGGUUGGGCCAUUCCUGCCCAGGGGGACGACUCUGAGGGGCUCUCUUACCCAUCAGAGCUCCCCACGCGUUUGGCCACAGCCCAGGGGCCUCUGCUUGGCAGCUCAGCUUCUCGCUGCGCCCAGCCACGUGGCUUCCUCCCCCGCAUCUCUGCACAGGGCGAGGAACACCCUACUCCAAAGUGCAGGUGCGGCCGCCUCCUGGGAUCCGACCUGUGAUGGCCUCCUAGCAGAGCCCCGCCUGCCAGCCCCAAAGGACACAGCUCCGCACACACCUGUGGCCCGCCUUUAGUCCCGCCCACACCUCCCACCACCUGCCGCCUGUACACCUACUCGAUUGCCUAUUGGCUACUGCCUCCCGCCCCCAAAGCAGGGAUCUUGUCCGUUUUGCGGACCGGCACCGGGACCCUGGAUGCUCUGCCCUUGCGCCUCUGGAGCCCCGCUGGCAGAAGGGGAAACUGAGGCAGGGGAUGCCGCUUGCCCGCGACCACGCGGCUGACGCGCCGCAGACCCUCGCGCGGGUUGGCGGGUUCCACGCCGCGGCACCCAUACCCCGCCCUCGGGUGCCGGGCUUCCCGCCCUUAGCGGGGCAGGGCGUCCUCGGGGCGGAACCCCGAGCCGGCCAUCUCGCGCCCCGAUCUCCGCCGAUUGGCGCGCGCGGUGGCCCGGAGUCAGCCCAGGAGGUGGGGCGAGGCUCCGCGUCCAAUCGCGGGGCGCAGGGACGCUCGGCGCGCAGGAGCCGCCUCCGAUUGGUCGUCCGCCGCACCACGUUAGAGGGGGCGGGGCUUCGGCCGGCUCGGAUGGCGCGCGUCCCGGAGGUGGCCGAUCAGAGGGCGCAGGUGAGCCGGGCUGUGCAGAGAGAGUGGAAGGGAGGGGGAGAGACAGAGGAACAUCCAUGUGUGAGAGAGAGACACCGAUUGGUUGCCCCCGCACGGCCCGGAUCGAGCCUGCAACCGAGGUACAGGCCCUUGACCGGGAAUCGAACCCAGGAACCUUCCGUCCGAAAGCCGGCGUUCUCGCCACUGAGCCACACUGGCCAGGGCUGUGUCUGCCACGUGAAGGCUCGUGUCCUGACCCUUCCAGGAGGCCUCCAUCCGUCCACCCGUUGUUGGUACUUGCUGUUGCCGGACCCUGCGUGUGCCCGGCAGAGCACCUGCGGGUGA
Messenger RNA from Myotis daubentonii (Daubenton's bat), 1199 nucleotides. RefSeq lists its product as uncharacterized. Gene Ontology annotation, biological process: brassinosteroid biosynthetic process; cholesterol biosynthetic process. NCBI's taxonomy places the organism in Eukaryota, Metazoa, Chordata, Mammalia, Chiroptera, Vespertilionidae. Gene Ontology annotation, cellular component: endoplasmic reticulum membrane. The record is from RefSeq and is a predicted model, not a curated record. The transcript is spliced from 2 exons. Gene Ontology annotation, molecular function: 7-dehydrocholesterol reductase activity. The coding region runs from base 507 to 1199 and encodes 230 amino acids.